AAAACAUGGCGCAUUAAUACGUUCUAUCGCGCGUGGCAUAUUUCAAGACAUGGAUUUUUUGAAAAUGCUGAGAAAACAAAAAGUAGUUAAACGUUUUUACAGAAACUUUAUGUUAUAAGUAUAUAUAUGUCAGAACAACAACUCAAUGGGAAAAGCUACUGUACAUCUUGACCAAAAUGAUUGUCUAUCAACAAGUAAACAACAGGAGACAAAGUCCAUCAAACUUCUAUCAGAAAGUCCAGCAAAACCGAAGCUUAGUUUUGAAGAUCAGUUGACGUUUGUGCCUACAUUGAACCCAACAAGUCUAAAGCUUGCAAUGAACAAUCGAACUUCAAUUGUACAAAGAAGAAAAAAAGAAAAACAUCAAAAAAUCAACUCCUGUUUUUUAUUUCAACCUAAAGUUAGUGACGGAAGCAAUAAAAUUGCAGCCAAAUUAAAAAUUGGAUUCUGGGAAAGACAAAACAUUCACAUGCAGCGUCAGAAGCAGAUGAUUGAACAAGGACCAAGUACAGUACAUCCAAACCUCCGUCAUUCACCUGUACAAACCAAAGACAUAGAAGGUGUGACCAGGGAUGUGAAAAGUUCAGAUAAUCUUAAACAAAUUAUGAUUAAAGAGAAAAUUAAAGAAGAGGGAAGAAAAAAACAAAAAAUGUCGAAAAGUUUUGACUCUGCAGAGCUUUACAGAUCAAAAAGAACAAAAAGUAAUAUGGCGCCCUCUUUGAAAGAACCAUCUGCUACAAAACCUUCAGAAGUUGCACAAUGCAAAGAAAGGCAUCAAGAAUUAUCAAAUAAUACAUUCUGCCCAACUGCACCGCCUAGGGAAUCAGAGAGAAAACAUCAAAACACAAUAGUUAAAAACAAUGUUUUUCCAGACUUAAAAAGUUCAGGUAAAGAUCAAUCAAAAUUAAAGGAAAAUUCUCAGCGUCUGAGUGAUGAGAUGUUGGCUAAGCGUCGUGUCCGUAGCUUUACUUUCCCUCAACGAACGGAAGAAUUGGACGCUAAGCAUCAACAUAUGUUGAACAUGAAGAAAAUUUCCACUGAGGCUGUAAAGAACAAAAAAGUAUUCGUCUGCAAUGGUCCGUAUGCCACAUUGCGAGCAGCCCUGCGAAGGCGUGGUUGGAUUGAGAAAAAAUUUAAGCAAGACGAAAUGCUUAAACUGGACAACAAAAUUGAAGAAAGCCAAACCAGUGAGAAUAUUCAGGAAAACAGCUUUUUGUGUGAUGGCCAGUACGGUAUAAUGUCACGAAUGGUAAGAAACUCGAAACCUUCUUUUAUAUGGACACUACGCAACGAUGAAAUUCGUCAUCAGUAUUUAGAUAAAGAUCAAAUUGUGAACCAUUACUCGUCUGCCGGUUCUUUUACAACAAAAUCCGGUCUGUGCUCUAGUCUGAAAAACGUGCAUCACUUUGUUGAGACGGAUUCUCUCGCGUUUUUUCCUCGAUGUUAUCGAUUAUGUUGCUUAGAAGAACAAGAGGGUUUCAUACAAGACUUUCGUAUAACAGCGAUUACAAGCGUUUUAAAAAUUGUUAUUUUAAACAAAGAGAUGUGGAGGGAAAUGGAAACAAAUAAAGAUGAAGAAGAAAAAAAUUCUUUAAGCGGUGAGAGCGAAAAGAGGAAGAAUACAAAAAAGGUGAAGUUUCUACCAUCAAGUGUCAUGCUACUUGUGAUGAAGGAGUGUCACAAAUUCCUCGAUUUAAAACAACACCUGCGAAUAGAAGAAGACUACGUACAGGAUGAUCAAGACAUGGAUGAAAUUAAUUGGAGAAGAAUAGUUAAACAUUACUACGAAAUAGCACACCAAGGUGCUGUGGUAACUGACGCCUGGUUACACGCUGAAGAAUGUGAAAAUGUUGUAAAACAGAUGGAAAAAUAUUGCCCUCAAAUUACCAUUGAUGGAUGCCAAAAUUUAUGGAUUUUAAAGCCUGGUGCCAAAUCACGUGGAAGAGGGAUUGAGAUAAAAAACCGAUUGGAUGAAAUCUUAAAUGUGGUUGGUAAUAUAUCGAAUAAAGAAAAUAAAUGGGUGAUUCAAAAGUACAUAGAACGUCCGUUUCUCGUGUAUCGAACAAAAUUUGAUAUUCGACAAUGGUUUCUCGUCACGGAUUGGAACCCAUUGAUGUUGUGGUUUUAUCAAGACAGUUACAUCAGGUGUGUCCCCUGUUUGUCUAUGUUGCUAGCCUCCUGUUUUUGUUGCUUCUGUUCUGCUGGAAUCGAUCGAUCUAUUCAUUCAUGCAUUCUUUCAUUUAUUUAUUCGCUCAUUCCCAGAUUCUGUGGCCAAGAAUUUACUUUGGACAACCUCGAUGCGCAAUUUCAUCUCUCCAACAAUUCAAUACAAAAACAUUAUGAAGUGGGAGAAAGAUCGGAAUAUUUACCAGAUUUUAACAUGUGGACCAGUGAAGAAUUUAAAAUGCAUCUGCUGAAAAGAGGGUACGAGUCAGCUUGGGAGGAAGUUAUCUAUCCUGGUAUGAAAAAUGCCAUCAUAGCAGUGUUGCAGUCGUGUCAAGACUCAUUAGAGUAUCGAAAAAACGCGUUCGAAUUGUACGGAGCCGAUUUCAUGUUAAGCGAAGAUUUACAACCAUGGUUGAUCGAAAUCAACUCCAGCCCAGCAUUGGGAGCUAGCACGCCGGUAACCGAAAUUUUGUGUCGUAAUGUUAUAGAGGAUACGUUGAAAGUUGUUCUCGAUCGGCGUGAGAAUAAGUUAUGUGAUACUGGUAGAUUCGAACUUGCGUUUAAACGCCCCUAUGUUGUAAUACCGAGUUAUAUGGGUUGCACUAUAGCAGUUGAAGGAACAUCUUUAAAGAACGUUAACAGAACUAGAAUAAAACCAAUGGAAACAAGAGUCAAACCAGAUGACAGCGCCAUGUCAAUAACAGCCACAAAGGAAGGAAAUCUUGUCAAAAAAAGUUUGGCAGAGCCUAAAAAGAAUGAUGUAAAAACUCAAAGAGGCACAUCAAAAUCCACGUUUUCGAGUAAAGACCUGGGGUCAUUAGUUGAUGUGCAACCAUUAUUAAACGCAGAGAAUGCGAAAGAAAAGCAGUUUUCUCAAACAUCUGGUGAAAUGAAAUGUUUCUCACCCAGUAAACUUAAUAUUGUCAUCCAAGAAUUAAAAAGCGAGGCAGAUCAAGUCAAUAUGAAAUAUCACAACGUUACGGUCGCCGAAUUAUUUCAAACUAAGACAGGCGAAGAUAAAAAUAUAGGUAUCGAAAUGUUAAAUCCAGUGAAACUUCAUUCGAGAUGUUGUAGUCACUGCAGCGAAACCGAUGAAGUAAGCAUGGACCUGCCUGUACAUAAAAUAGAAUCGUACGACAUAAAAAAACUAAAGACUCCUUUUCUAAUGCAAGAUAUAAAAGGAAGAAUGGAGAAAAAGAAGCCUUGCGGAAAGAACACCAAACAAUAUGGUAUUUUAGCUGCGAGAGAUAUUACUGGAAUCAAAAUAAAAGACAAUUAUGCGCCAGUUAUUGUAAAUCGCUAUGACAAAAGUAGAGUGCAAGAUAUUUAUGUGAAAGCAGGUUGUAAUAUACAGGUAAAAGAUGCAGGAUAAAAAGGGUGUAUUUUAUUUUUGCCAACUACAGAAUUUUUUGUAGAAAUUUUCACGCGUCAUAUCACUCAUUAAGUUAAAAUAUUUCGA
Molecule: messenger RNA, 3625 nt
Organism: Hydractinia symbiolongicarpus
Lineage: Eukaryota; Metazoa; Cnidaria; Hydrozoa; Anthoathecata; Hydractiniidae
Product: tubulin tyrosine ligase 3-like
Exons: 9
Coding region: 146-3538 (1130 amino acids)
Biological process (GO): protein polyglycylation
Molecular function (GO): metal ion binding; ATP binding; protein-glycine ligase activity, initiating
Source: RefSeq, a predicted model, not a curated record